Capra hircus (goat) is the source of this 4994-nucleotide messenger RNA. RefSeq names its product syntrophin beta 1 (gene SNTB1). The record is from RefSeq and is a predicted model, not a curated record. The transcript has 7 exons. Bases 202 to 1761 code for a protein of 519 amino acids. Gene Ontology annotation, cellular component: synapse; dystrophin-associated glycoprotein complex; intracellular anatomical structure. Lineage: Eukaryota; Metazoa; Chordata; Mammalia; Artiodactyla; Bovidae. Gene Ontology annotation, molecular function: protein binding; structural molecule activity.
AUCAGGCCGGGGGCCGGCCCGAGCGCGGCCGUCAGCUCGCGCGGGGCGGCUCGGCGAGUCCGGAGCGGAGCCGCGUCCUCCCCGCAGGCGCGCUCGUCGCUCCCCGCGCGGCCCUCGCGGCUUUCCCCCCGCGCGCUCGUCGCUCCCCGCGCGGCCCCCCGCACUUUGCCCCGCGGGCGCGCGUUGGAGAAUGCCGGAAAGAUGGCGGUAGCGGCGGGGCCGGCCGGCGGGGGCGGCCGCGCGCCGCGCAGCGGGCUGCUGGAAGUUCUGGUGCGGGACCGCUGGCACAAAGUUCUGGUGAACUUGGGCGAGGACGCCCUGCUGCUGAGCUGCGAGGACGGCGCGGCCAACGGCCUCGGGGCGGCCGCCGGAGCCUCGUCCCGCCGGGGCGCGGGGCCCGCGGAGGCGGCCGCCGGGGUGCGCACCGCCUUCACCGACCCGCCCGAGCGGGUGCCCGAGGCCGUGUGCAGCCAGAAGCGCGGCGUGAAGGUGCUGAAGCAGGAGCUGGGCGGGCUGGGCAUCAGCAUCAAGGGCGGCAAGGAGAACAAGAUGCCCAUUCUCAUCAGCAAGAUCUUCAAGGGGCUGGCGGCCGACCAGACCCAGGCGCUCUACGUGGGCGACGCCAUCCUCUCGGUGAACGGCGCCGACCUGCGCGACGCCACCCACGAUGAGGCGGUGCAGGCGCUGAAGCGCGCGGGCCGCGAGGUGCUGCUGGAAGUGAAGUACAUGCGCGAGGCCACCCCCUACGUGACCAAGGGCUCGCCGGUGUCCGAGAUCGGCUGGGAGACCCCGCCGCCCGAGUCCCCGCGGCUCGGGGCCAGCGCCCCGGACCCGCUGGCGUCGCAGCCGCCGUCCUUCCACCGAGACCGGAAGAGCAUCCCGCUCAGGAUGUGCUUCGUCACCCGCAGCCUGGCGCUGGCCGACCCCGAGAGCAGGCAGCUUGAAAUCCACUCUCCAGAUGCUAAGCACACUGUGGUCCUGAGGGCCAAGGACUCCGCCACGGCCCAGGCCUGGUUCAGCGCCAUCCACACAACCGUCAGUGACCUGCUGACCCACGUGAUCGCCGAGGCCCGCGAGCAGCUGGGCCCGAUGGGCCUUGCUGGGGGCCGGGAGAUCAGGCACCUCGGCUGGCUCGCAGAAAAGGUGCCCGGGGGCAGCGAGAAGCGGUGGAGGCCAGCCCUGGUUGUACUGACGGAGAAGGACCUUCUUAUUUAUGACAGCAUGCCACGGAGAAAGGAAGCCUGGUUCAGCCCCGUUCACACGUACCCACUGCUUGCCACCAGGCUGGUCCACUCCGGUCCAGGAAAAGGCUCACCCCAGGCCGGUGUGGAUCUGUCUUUUGCAACGCGAACUGGCACCCAGCAGGGGAUCGAAACGCACCUCUUCAGGGCCGAGGUCAGCAGGGACCUCUCACACUGGACGCGGAGCAUAGUGCAGGGGUGCCACGACUCGGCGGAGCUCACUGCGGAGAUCAGCACAGCUUGCACCUACAGAGACCAGGAGUGCCGACUGACCAUACAUUACGAGAAUGGAUUUUCGAUUACCACUGAACCACAGGAGGGUGCCUUCAAGACCAUCAUGCAGGCUCCUUAUGAAAAGCUGAAAAUGUCUUCAGAUGAUGGAAUCAGGAUGCUGUAUUUAGAUUUUGGAGGCAAAGAUGGAGAGCUUCAACUGGACCUGCACGCCUGCCCCAAGCCGAUUGUUUUCAUCAUCCAUUCCUUCCUGUCAGCUAAGAUUACAAGACUGGGGUUGGUGGCCUGAGCAGAGGGGCGGAUUACCUCUGAGCAAAGGAGGCUUCGCUGCCCCCAGAACAGCGUCGCGUCGCACCACCCGAUGCAGCGUGUCAGCUGCAGACCCGAGUCCCGCGCAGCAGGGCCCGGCUUGUCAGUUCCUGCACUAUGGAGGGAACCCUCAGAAAACCCCACAAGGACUGUCAGAACGGAACUGGUCUUCUAGCACAGUAAAAGGGCAGAGUUGAGGCUGAUUGGAAAUACGCAGCACAGCUCUUAGAUAAUGACAAUCGAGGACACGCUACUGAGACAGCACGCGCAGCUCUUAGCCAUCGCUUCUAGGCAGCUGGCUCACCUGCUAAGCCAGGGCUGAACAGAUGAGAAAAGGACGCUUUCCACCUCCCCCCUCCCCACCCCAGGAGUAAGGACCCCUCGUUUUACUGCGCCCCAUUUCCUACUUCUGAGUUGACUUCCACUGGUAAGGAAAGGACUCAAAUGGAAACCCACCUUUCAUUUAAGGAUGAAACGGCUUACUUUUUCUUAAUGAAUUACCUUUCAGUGAUGUAGGAGGAUUCUGCAGUGUUCUCAUGAGCAUAUGAUGAGUGGGGAUUAACACAUCAGAUACUUAUCUGAGCUGUAAGCCAGUAGAUUCUGAGCCAGAGUAGACUGCUUAAAUUGCAAAGCUUUGCUGAAGAGUGGUUUGCAUGAAAGAAUUAAUUCUGGGACUGCACUCAUACCAAGGCCUGCUAUUUUAGAGCCAUGACUUAGAGCUUUAUUUAUAGAAAGCAAGUUAUGGAUUUUUUAAGAAAGAUUGCCAUUUGAGAUAUCUACAUAAUAAUUCAUGGGGGUAACUAGUUAUACCCAUUUUGUGGUUUUCGGUGGAAGUGCUGAGCAAUGUAUGGGCCCUUAUUUCUGCCUGUGCCAUAUGCAUGAUUUUCAAGCAAGUAAUAGAGCCUGAUAUGAUUCUGUUUAAUACUGGGUUUUACAUAGAGAGCUAGUGUUAUAACCAAACCCAUGAAUAGCACUCGCAGCUCUUUUGGAAUUCCAGGGAAAUAAUAUGACCUGAUAUUCUUCUACAAGAUUAUUUUCAGACAGCAUCGUGAAGUCGCUCAGUCGUGUCCGACUCUUUGCGACCCCGUGGACUGUAGCCUACCAGGCUCCUCCAUCCAUGGGAUUUUCCAGACAAGAGUACUGGAGUGGGGUGCCAUCUCCUUCUCUAGAGGAGCUUCCCAACCCAGGGAUCGAACCCAUGUCUCCAGCACUGUAGGCAGGCGCUUUACCGUCUGAGCCACCAGGGAGGUACCAGACAGCACAGUCGAUAUAUUAACACUUUUGCUUUUAUCUUUCAGAACACAUUCACUGAAAACAACCUAUUAUUUGAUUUUAAGGUCACUUGCCUCAAAUCUUGAAAAUUAGCUCUAGAAUUUCUGUAUCUGCAACACUUCUCUCCUCUGUAGUUUAGAGACAAAUGUUCCAGGUUAGAUAUGUGUGUCUUUUCAGAGAGCUAUGCAGAAAGAUUUAAAAGUGAUUUUAUUCACUCAGAUACAUGUGUUUAUGGAGUUUUACUGUAGAUCAGCAUUUUAUUUUAGAUAGGUGUUUCCCCAGGGUAAUACAAGUAACAUUAAUUCAAGUUCCAAAGGGUAUUGACUGAAUGGUAUUUUGUGUAGAGAGAAAUAAAAGGGUUAGUAAUAAAAAGCUGCUUGUUAUACACUGCAUUAAAAAAUGUUAGAGUUCAUGGUUGCAGCCCUCUUCAAAGACUUUACUGCACACUGCAGUUCUGCAGGGGAAAUGAUCCCAACACAUAGGGAUGCUCCUAUGUCAUUCCUUACACAUCCACAGAGCUACUUUCUGAGACAUCUAUGAAACUAGUGUUUAGACACACACACAACAAAACAAUCACUUUGGAAAACAGCUUUAACACUGAUUUUGUUUCCUAUUUUAAAAUGCUGAAGAGUGAAGUCCCAGCCUCAAUGUUGUAGGAAAGCUUUGAUGCAUCUGUAAAUUGUCAUGCACUCUUUCAUGGUAUAUUUUCAAAAUCACUGGAAAGUUGUUUUACAAGAGAACUAUACUUGUGUAUUGUAAAUAACAUGAAAAUACAGAAAUUAGUGCCAAUAGUUCAAUAAUAUGUAAUCUGAGGUGCUCCAUACUACAUGCAGUGUGAGUUAACUACUCAUGAUUAAGUUGCAAAGAUCCUAUUAUAUAUUUAUAGACACAUUAAAAUGAUCAUAAUUACAAAUACUAUUUCUUCAUCACUUGAGUUUUAGACUGAUUAACAUCUGGGUGGGGUGCAAAAGAAACUACAUUCUCUGCAUUUAUGAAAGUUUAAAUAUUUAUAUUUUAGAAAAAUAUAUUUGAAUAAAAUCAAUGCAUUUUCUGAAUUAAAAUAUUAGCAAGAAAUAGAAAAUUUUACUAAGAACUGUGUAUAUAAAUCAUUUUUCUUCCUCAAAAUUAAAUUGUAUCAUAUCAGAGUGGCUAUGAUGAAUUAAUUCAAAUAUUCAUUUUUUUCUCCUUCAAUCUGAAUUGAACAAGUUCUUACUCCACACUGUAGAUUUUAAUCGUCUUGAUGUGCAUUAUGAAUGACAUGAAUAACACAAACUCACAUCCGGAUCAUACCUGGGUGUGGAGAGCAAAUCAACUGAGUCAUUUUGGGGGAUUUGUUUUUGUCCAGUUCCCUCUGUGAUCAACUGUCUCGUAUUUGAAUUGAUGAAUUAUUAAAUUCACAACGUCUGUUCUCUUAGGUGCAAACCAACUCCAACGAAUCAUGUCUUAAACUAGACUUUGAGGGAAGCUGCCCAGUUGUUAAGAGUAAUUAGGUGAGCCCUUUGGUGUGGUGACGUAUCUCUAAACCAUCCCAUGGGAAUUUAAAGAAAACCAACAGGAAUACAGACAUCAAGUUUCUUUUUCUGCCUUGACUAAGUAGGAGAAACGAAACUAUAAAUCUAUUUUAGAAACCAUUCAGCCAGAGGCAUUUAACUAUCAACUGAUGCACUGAAAUGCUGAAAAAAUGCACGUUGCUUUGUCCAAAAGCUCGCUGACCCUGCUUGGCUGAAGUCAGAAGGAACGGUCUUAAUGGGCAGGGGUCCUCUACAAUUAAUGACUGGGGCCUUUCUGGCCCAUUUUACAGAUAUUAUUCUAUCUUGAGUGGACUGGGGUGAGGACGUACUUUGUGAAUGUGCCAUGAGUUUAUAAAAUGUGCCUAUGUUUAUAGCACUGUGGCUAUCCUGUAAACUUUACAUACGAAUUAAAUAAAUACUCACCUCUGCA